AUGUUCGAGGCUCCACGGAAUUUGACUUUUGUUGACGAUUCCCUAAACAAAGAUGCUCUGAAUGAGCCCUCGGGAAGCCGAGGGAUCUAUUCCAGAUCCGAUGAUGUGGAAAAGCAGGCUCGCUCUCCUUAUUCCAACCCAUUGGCUGGGAGCACCAAUGUAUCUAUCGCAGAAACCCUCAAUGAAGAAGAAACCCCCGCUCCGUCAAAAAGAUCUAAGCUGGGGAAAUAUUUCCUUUCCGACAUUGAUCGAAACUGGACAGAAGCUAUUCUUAUCUCCUGCGGCUUUGUGAGCGGUCUCGUCGAUGGCCUUUCAUUUACCUUCUGGAGCAGUUUCUCUAGUAUGCAAACAGGAAACAUAAUCAACCUCGCCCUCGGCGUCUCCGGCAACCUGUACCACCAAGAGAAACUCUGGGUCAAAGCCCUAAUCGCCGUCGGCGCCUUCCUCCUCGGCACCUUCUGCUUCAUCGUCGGCUCCUGGAUGCUCGGCCCCCUGCGCCGCAUAACAAUGAUCUCCUCCUUUGCCCUCCAAACAAUCCUCAUCAUGGUCGCCGCCAUCCUCGUCCACACGGAAGCCAUCGGCGGCACACCAUCCGGAGAUCCAAUGCGCUGGCUACAAGACGUCGCCAUCGCCCUACUCGCCUUCCAAGCUGCUGGGCAGAUUCUGGCGUCCAAAUUUUUGGGCUUUCCUGAGAUUAUUACCGUUGCGCUGUCGGCGGUUAUGUGUGAUAUCUUUCUUGACAAGAAGUUGUUUCACGGGUGGAGGGAGAACCCGAAGAGGAACCGGAAGAUUGGGUUCGUGCUUGCUUUGUUUUUGGGGGCGAUGGCUGGGGGUGGGAUGGCGAGGCAUCAUGGGUUGGCUGCGGGUUUGUGGCUUGCUAUGUCGUUGAAGGGGGCUAUUACGGUGGCAUGGUGUAUAUGGCCGGAGUGUCCGCCGCCGACGGAGGAGGGGGAAGGGAAGGGGAAGGAAGUGAUGAAAUGA
Messenger RNA from Aspergillus chevalieri, 981 nucleotides. Its product is annotated as YoaK family protein. The record is from RefSeq and is a predicted model, not a curated record. The coding region runs from base 1 to 981 and encodes 326 amino acids. The transcript has 2 exons. Lineage: Eukaryota; Fungi; Ascomycota; Eurotiomycetes; Eurotiales; Aspergillaceae.